This is a messenger RNA of Chenopodium quinoa (quinoa), 4206 nucleotides long. RefSeq lists its product as uncharacterized. The coding region runs from base 345 to 3953 and encodes 1202 amino acids. Lineage: Eukaryota; Viridiplantae; Streptophyta; Magnoliopsida; Caryophyllales; Amaranthaceae. The record is from RefSeq and is a predicted model, not a curated record. The transcript has 6 exons.
AAUAAAAGAUCAGAAAAAAAAAAAUUAUAAGAAAAAAAAAAAUUAAUAAAAAUUUCAACCACCGACACGUGGUUGAGAAUCUGAAUUGACAAAUAGAGGUCCAUAGACUGUGGCGUAAAACAAAUAAAUAAAAAUAAUAAAAAAAAAAUGGAGUCAAAAAAACCCAAACAAAAAGAAAAAUUGAUGCCAAUUGCAUAAACAGAGUGACUGGGUUAAAGAGAAAGAAGAAGAAAAAGAGAGCAUCCAACGACGUAGUUUUGUGGGUUCAUCGAUCAAUCUUCAGGAAGGAAUCAUAUGCUGGAAGACUAAGAAAUAAGUGUGAAUUUUGAAGAUUGCUAUAAGAUAUGAUGACUUCUUCUGGGUCAGGGGCAUAUAGGGUUGGAGGAUCUUUAUCAUCAUCUAAUCUUUCACCCUUAGCUCCCCCGUUUAAGGUUGAUAAAUUCCUUUUGAAGCCGAAUUCAACGAACACGUCGGUGAAUUAUCCUGAUGUGCCUGUGUAUGGUACUUGCUUUGAUCCCACCCCUGGCCACUUCUGGAACUCGUCUUCGUCGUCUAACUCUGGACCAAACUCUGUAGCAACUGAGUCUGUGGUUACUAAUACCAAUUGCUCAUCUUCAGCUCACAUGUAUGGGUACCGAGACCCCCAAUCCAGCAGUUCGUCUGCCAGUGUUUAUUAUGGUAACACUAAUUCUGUGCCUGCAUAUGACCCCUUUCCGUAUGAACCUUUUCCAACCACAAAGACUGAUGAGGCUGCAAAGCCUUUUUAUCCUCCAUAUGUUUCUCCUCCACCCCAGAAAGAUGAAUACUUGGGUUUGGGGGUUGGUAAUGGGCCAAGUUAUGACUUGCUGUCUGCUCAUUUGAGCGGACGUGGUUCUGCUCAAGUUGAUCACACACAAGCUAUGUCUGGUGAUGGAAGAUAUAAAUCAAAGUGGGGGGUUUCCUGGAGUGGAUUGAAUGAGAAUGAUCAUGGCAAAUUGACUGAUUAUACCCAGGGAUUUGUCUCGAAGGACUUAAAUAGUUCAAAGCUAUCCAACAACAAGAGUCCUCUUGUUGAUGGGAAUAACAAGAGUCAACCUUCUGUUGACAUCAACGUUCAUUCUUUUGCUAGUGGAAGCAACAGCAAUAAUCUGUUUGGUGAUGUGAGCAACAAGACUUCAAAUCAAGGGGCUUGUGGUUUACAUGGGCAAGUCUCUACUGCUAAAGAUAACUGCUUCGAUAUCUUUGGGGGAGGAUAUAGUCUGGGAAGUCUUGGGAUAAAUCAGCUAGAUUGUAAGUUAUCAUCUGAUUGCUCAAGAGCACGAACCUCUGCUUUUGCAUCCGUCACUAAAGAAAGCUCUCAUCUUCAGGAACCAGUCCUGGAAUCAAUUAUAAGUUUCUGUGGCCCUCAAAAGGCGAUUAGUUCUUCACCCGAGGACCACUUCAGCCAAACAGGCUAUUAUAUGUUUGGUCGUCCAUCAACCAACAACACUUUCCCCAUGACUGUGUCUAAAUUACCGUAUGGUGGGAGCAGCUCUUUAGUGCAAAGUACUCUAUCAGGUGCUAAUGUGGAUUCUAUGGGUAUUGAUGCAGCCAACCAAAGUAACUCUGCUGCAGGGUAUAACUCUUAUCAAAUGGAGCCUCAGAUGCCAGUUGGCUCAAAAAGCCAUUCGAGCAUUAGAAUUAGAAGACCUGUCCCCUCCUCAACAGCAGCAUCCUCUUGCCAAAUAAGAGAAACUGCAGAUAAUAGAUUUGAUGACAAAGUUGUUUCUGAGAAAAGGAAAUUUUCACCUGAACUACCUCAUGAAUUAAAUUUAGAUGGUUUAAACAUGGACGCUAGUGAUGCUGAAGCUGUGUAUUCUAUAGAGAAACAUUCUGGGGGGUCUGAUGGCCAUAACCCUGCUGAAGAUUCACCAUGCUGGAAAGGAGCUUCAUCCCAAUUUUCACCAUUUGGGCGCUCUGAAAGUGUGGCUUCUGAUGUUUUUGCAAAGAAAAUAGAUAGAUGCAGAAGUUUGAGUUCUCAGGAUCUCCAGAAUAAGAGCUUUUUUUAUAAUGCUUCUGCUUCUAAAGAUUUUUACUCUGGAAAAGUAAAUGAGGCAACUUCCUUAGAGAGGCCUUCAGCCCUGGAUUGCUCAUCAAAUGGCAAUGAAGAUAUUGGUAUUGUGAAGAACCCAAAAUCCUAUUGCUUUGAUCUUAAUACUGGAGAUGGCCUUCAAUCUGCUGAUGAUUGCCAUGCUUCUGUCAUGGAAUGUGGUAUGAUGAACAAAUCAAAAGCAGUGUCAGACCUAAAACAUUCUCUGACUGCACAACUCAAUCUUAAAGGAGACUUGUCAUCUGCAAGAAAUGUUUCAGCAAAUCCUUCUUCUGAAAAAAGUGGGAAGGGUACUCCUGCUGCUGCAAAGAGUCUUUCUGGUUUGCCAUCAAAUAUUGACAUUAAUCGCUCUAAUUCACUUCCUGAAAAUGAAGCCAGUGUAAAGUCAGCCAGUGAAGGUCCUGAUUCAAGAAUUGAUGUUAAUGUUCUGCUGAGAACAAUGAUGAAUCUAUCAGAAAUACUUCGGUGCUACAUCCUGAAUAAUCAAGUUGAAGUUGCAGGGAUACAAUCUGUAGCCAUUAAGCAGAUCAUCAACAAUCUUAAUGCUUCCAUGUUAACAAUGACUGGACAUACUAAUGUGCUUUCUUCACCAGACUCUUAUCUCCAGAAAGAUUUUCCUGCUGGUCAGAUGGUGAAUGAUGCUGAAGCAUUUGCUGCUUCUGUGAGGUUUGGUGGGACAACUGCGGAGAUUUUGGAUAAUGUUUCUGUAAAGGAUGAUAGAAUUCCAUUCGGGGAUGCUAAUAUGACGGAGGCUGUAAAGAAGCUUCUUUCUGAGAAUCUUGAAGAGGAGGAUAUAGACCAGCAAAAACUUUUAUAUAGAAAUCUGUGGCUUGAAGCGGAAGCUUCACUCUGUGUCAUGACUGCUAAAGCUCGCUUUCUUCGUAUGAAGACCGAGAUGAAGAGGAUCCAUGAUGUAACAAAAGAUUUACGUAGGGCUGAUGAAUUAGCAAAUGAGGAUAAAAAACCCCCGCUAAUUAGUGAAUGCCCAAAGUCUACUACAACCAGCUAUCAUAAUCACACAGGGUUCUUCCAUACUACAAAUCUACAGGUAGUGGGCUCACAUGUCUCUGAACAUGAAAGGUCAGGAUCAACCAAAAAGGAAACCAAUUUUCCAUCGCCUUGUCUUUCUAAACCAGGUGCCCCUGGAGACGAGUCCGAUGAUUCACUCACUGCCAGCCAUGCCAAUGAUGUUGACACUGGUGUUAUGGCCAGAUAUCAAAUCCUUAGGAAUCGUGUUGGUUGCUUAGACUCUCUGAAUAAUGAGAGCAAACAAUCUUCUAGUGAAUACAAGUGUCAUUCGAGUUUGUAUGAUUCAGGCAAUGGUAUAAAUGCUUCAGGCAUGACUACCAAAGAAAGUGAUCUUGAUACUGUUUUUGGUGGGUAUCAAAUUUUGAAGUGUCGGGAUGGCAACUCAGAUUACACAAACUACGAUGGCGAACAGUCACCAGGAGAUGAAAACUAUCUGCCUGGCAAUAGUUUCUCCAUCCCAGAUAAGGCUUUAACGGAUUCCCAACUGUCUAACUCAUUGGGUGUUACUGAUGAAAAUGAGGCCUCUGUUAUGGCUAGGUUCCGGAUCAUACAAAGUCGUAUGAAUCAUUCAAACUCCAUGAUCAAUGAUUCAACUCCAAGUACAGCAGUUGCUGAGGAUGGAACUGAAAAAAUGGGUGGUUCGCAGCAGGACUUGAACAUCAAGAUAACCUCUUUUGGGCCAUAUCCUGAAUUGACUGAGGAUGAAGAUGUAAAUAUACUCAAAAUUGGUGUGAAUGGUGUCAGUGAUCAGGCAUUAGCUCCAAUUGUCAAGAACAGUGUGAUUUUCGAGGGCUGGUAUGAUAACGACUGCUCUUCAUCAGCAGACUGGGAACAUGUCUCUAGCCGUGAUGUCUGAAAACAGGAUUGAUGCCGUGAUGUCCUCCCUCGCACGUUUUAAAGCCGCUUGUACAUAAUAAUUAGUUACCUCCAGAACCUUUUUUUCUUUUCUUUUAAGUUUGUAAUAAGUGAUUGCACGUCUUGGAUUAUCAAACUUUCUAUUGCGUGGAUUAUGCUUGUUUGGAUAUAUACUAACUUUAAUGUCUAAUUGUUCGUACAUUUUGUAUCCAAUUAUCAAACUUUCUACUGCAUGGAUUAGGCUUGUUUGAAUA